AUGACGCGUCACUAUUUACUUUUCGAUUCAGGUACUGUGUCUAAUGUGGCUGAAGCAGUGGAAUGGCUAACCUACACGUAUUACUAUACCAGGGCAACACAGAAUCCAAUCGCAUAUGGUCUUCCGCACAUGAUUCUGGACAAAGAUCCCGAUUUACGUAACCAUCUAACACGUAUGGUUACUGAAGUUGCCGUCAAGCUGGAUCAAAACCAGAUGAUUCGAUUCGACAGUGUGAAUGCUUUUAUGCAUGCUACAGAUCUUGGCAGAAUAGCGUCCAACUUUUACAUCAAAUACGAAACAAUAGAAAUGCUAAAUGAAACCGGUAAACUCCUUGAAUCUUUGCCAGGUCUACCUGUAUCGCUGAGUGCUUUCAUGCCAGAUGACAUGGUAAUUGCUCUUAUAUCAAUGGCUACAGAGUUUAGUCAACUAAAGAUACGAGAAGAUGAAUGUCUCGAUCUUGAAGAAUUAAUAAGCUGCGGUUGUGUACUGCCGCUUCGUGGUGGAGGCUUGGCGAGUGUCGCUGGGAAAGUAAACGUCCUGCUACAGAGUCACAUUUCACGGUCGUUCAUCCGUAGUUUUUCGUUGGCAUCGGAGUCGCUGUAUGUCCAACAGAAUGCUGGCCGGUUAUGUCGAGCAAUAUUCGAGAUCGUUCUGCGGAGGGGAUGGGCUCAAGCGGCAAACGCGUUUUUGACUAUGUCGAAAUGCAUUGAGAAAAGGAUUUGGCCAAACCAAAGUAGCCUAAGACAACUCGACGAAUUCCUUCGAGUAGAUCUCAUUGAAAAGGUCGAGCGACGAAAACUCACAGAGUCUCAGCUUUUGGACCUAACCGCAAAGGAGUUAGGUCAUAUGUUCAGUUGCGACGGUGAGAAAUUACAUAAGACGAUGCGAAUGCUGCCACGUGUCGAAGUUGAUGCUGUACUCAAACCGAUAACUUACACAAUCAUGCAAGUUUCGGCCACUCUGACUCCUUCAUUCGUCUGGAAUGAUCGCUUCCUAGGGAGAACUGGAGCUCAAUCUUUCUGGCUGACACUGGAGAAUAUAGACGAAAAUCUCAUCGUCCAUCAUGAAAAAAUUGUAAUUAAUAAGAAAAAGGUGAGAACCGGUGAACCGCAGAAUUUGGUAUUUACUAUCCCUAUUCGAGAUCAUCAACUAACCAACGUUUUUCAACUUCGAGUCGCCAGCGAUUACUUUGUCGUUAACGACACUGUCGUGGCACUUUCUAUGCAUAAUUGUAUUCUUCCAAAAUCAUACAAAGCUCAUACAGAUCUGUUACCUCUCGAUCCGUUACCAGUGAAUACCUUAAGGAAUAAAACAUUUGAAUCUAUAUACAAUUUUGCUUACUUCAACCCAAUUCAAACUCAGGUUUUCCACUGCCUCUAUAAUACCGACGAAAAUGCUCUGAUUGGUGCUCCAACAGGUUCCGGAAAAACGCUUUGUGCUGAGUUGGCAAUUUUUCGAUUAUUGCUCAAUUACCCUGGUAGAAAGUGUGUCUACAUCGCUCCGCUGAAGGCUCUUGUCAGAGAGCGUGUUUCGGAUUGGAGGGAGAAGUUCGAGAGGAAGAUGGGAUUUAGAGUUGUAGAAGUAUCUGGUGAUUACACGCCUGACAUCAGUACGCUGAAUGCUGCUCCAAUCAUGAUAACAACUCCAGAAAAAUGGGACGGUAUAACAAGGAGCUGGGCAACUCGGGAAUAUGUGAGAAAAGUAAGCCUAAUCGUUAUUGACGAGAUCCAUUUGCUUGGAGUUGAUCGAGGAGCCGUAUUGGAAGCGAUCAUCACAAGGACUUUCAACAGCAUUAUCAAAUGCCGGGGACGUCGCCGAGUGGAUGGCCUUUUCAACUUCCGACCAUCUGUUCGACCCGUUCCAGUUGAUGUGCACAUUCAAGGUUUUCCCGGUCAACAUUACUGCCCUAGAAUGGCACUUAUGAACAAACCAGCUUUCAAAGCAAUCAUUACUUAUUCUCCGUUGAAACCUGUACUCGUUUUUGUGGCAUCCAGGAGGCAGACCCGACUAACAGCAAUGGCUUUCAUAAGUCAUCUGGUGACGGAGAGUGAUCCUCGUCAGUGGCUUCAUGUUGAUAUGGCUGAGCUGGAUGUGCUUCUACAACAUGUGAAGGAUGAAAAUCUCAAGCUCACUUUGCCCUUUGGAAUAGGUAUGCAUCAUGCUGGCUUAUCGUCGCACGAGAGAGUGUUAGUGGAACAGCUAUUCCUGGAAAAAAAGAUACAAGUUUUGAUUGCAACCGCCACACUAGCUUGGGGUAUCAACAUGCCAGCUCAUCUAGUAAUUGUGAAAGGUACAGAGUAUUACGAUGGCAAAACGUCUAAGUAUGUGGACUACCCUGUUACCGAUGUGCUACAAAUGAUGGGCCGUGCGGGUAGACCUCAGUUUGAUUCGAGUGCAGUAGCGGUAAUAUAUGUGCAGGACAUAAAAAAGACAUUCUAUAAGCGCUUCCUAUAUGAGCCGUUUCCUGUCGAAUCUAGUCUACUUCCUGUUAUCGCUAACCACGUGAAUGCCGAAAUCACUGCCGGAACCAUCACCAGCAAGCAGGGCAUUAUGGAGUAUAUGGCAGGGACAUACCUUUAUAGGCGGUUGUUCGCCAAUCCAAACUACUAUGGUCUCGAGGAUCUAUCCGAAAAGUCCCUGAUUGCGUUCUUGGUUGGAGUAGUCGACCAGUGCGUUGCUGACCUACUGGAAUCGAAAUGCAUCAUCAUAGAAGAAGAGACAGCAACUCUGCGAUCUUCGCCGUAUGGUCGUAUGGCUAGCAUUUAUUACCUUCGACAUGAAACUAUGAAGUUUCUCUUAGACGAGCUCGGCCCCGACGACACUGUAGAAGAUUUACUCAAAACGCUAUCCCACGUCCCCGAAUAUGGCGAAGUACCCGUUCGGCACAAUGAAGACGUCGUGAACACCCAAUUGCAACGCAAACUGAGAAUAAGAUUCGCCACAAGUGCUCACUUUUCCCGUACAGAUGUUCCAACGGAUUACCGUACAGAUCAGAGAAGUGUCCUCGACCAAUGCGUUCGCAUACUUCAGGCUAUGAGUGAUAUAUGUCAGUUGAAUGGUUGGUUGUCAACUGCUUUACGAAUCAUAACUUUGCAACAGAUGUGUCACUCGGGACGGUGGUACGAUGAUCAUCCUCUGUUGUGUUUGCCGCAUCUGAAUAUCUACGAUGCGGAACGAAUUGGGUAA
Molecule: messenger RNA, 3186 nt
Organism: Haemonchus placei
Lineage: Eukaryota; Metazoa; Nematoda; Chromadorea; Rhabditida; Trichostrongylidae
Source: the annotation of a GenBank genome assembly